AUGUCAAGACGAAAGCAAUUGCAUCCAAGACCAAUCAAAGGUAAUGGUUUGGAUGCAAAAGAAAAUGACGAAAGUAUCAAUGGCGAUGAUCAAAUCGGAAAUGAUAACAGCGAAAUUAGUUUGGGUGAAAAUAAGGAAAAAGUAGUAGAAAUUGAACAGGAAGAAAUACAUAAUUUAUCUGACAACAUUAUCACAAGUGAAGAUUCAUCAUUAAAAAGAUAUACGUUACCGGAAGAGUUAAAAUAUGAUCAAGUAGCGAAUACAGACAUUGAGAAAAAUCAUCUAUUUGGUCCAUUUCAAUGUUCAGAAGUAAAAAACGAACAAAAUGCACUAUUAAAUGGUAUAACUGUAACGAUUCAUGACAAAACAGGCGAUGGUCAUAUUUUCGAAUUGUCCGAACCAACUAAUGGAUGGCUAUCUCAUUGUUGUACAAAAAAUCUCGAUAGUUCAAAUCUCGAUAUUUUUUAUGAAAAUAAAAAUUUGUUUGGAAAAGUGAUAAAUGUAAUUAAAACUGGAACAGUCAUAAGCGCAAUUUUUAACGACCAAUAUUCAUUAGGCAAUGACACUAAUAAAACUGAAGCAAUUUCAAUAUGUGAAGAACCAACGGUUGUUUCGGAUUUUAAACAAGAAUCGGUUGAAUGUGAAUUACAGAAGCCAAAAAUUACAACUGAUGUACCAAAACAGCAACAACAACAGCAUGAGUUAAUGAUAGAUAAAACAUCAGGAAAGAAACUCUAUCCAUUGGUCUUUGCCUGUGAAGAUUGCGGUAUUCGAUAUUCAAAUCGUGGAACAUUAGAGGCACAUCGAUUACACUAUUGUACAAGACGAAUAACACUGAAUAAUGAAGUAACUGACACAAACUUUCAAAAAUCGGGUUCUGAUUGUGAACUAAAAGAUAAGGUCAAUCGAUUAAGUUUGAAACGUAAAAGUCCCGAUACGAUAACUGCUUAUACAUAUAAACGGAAUCGUACAGGUGAAUCAAACGUUGUUACUAAAUCAAAAUCAAUCGAUGGUAUUAAUGAUAUAGAAUCGAAUAAUUGUAAAACAUACUGUCACGAAUGUGAUAUAUUAUUUUUGAAACCGGAUAAUCUAGUUCAACAUAAACUGCAUUAUUGUCAAACCAACACAACUAGAAAAAAUCAUCAUCAUCAAAUCAAAUCAGCUCAUCGACAAUCACCACCAUUGACAAUACAUGAUUCUAAAUCCAUCAUGAAUGAUAUAUUAUCAACAAUUCCUCUUAGACCCCCCAUUCCUUCAAACAUUCCAUUUGAUCGACCAAUACAAGUAGGUAAUUUGAUCUACAUUCCAGUACCAGUUGACAGUAAAUUAUUACAUCAUUCGACAUCAUCAACACCUUCAUCGCCAUCACAUGAUUCAACAAACGAUAAACCACUUGAUUUAAGUUAUCCGAAACAAAUAAAAACACAUUCAGUAUCGAAUACAUUAACUGACAUUGAAAAUCUAAAUGAAACACAGUUAAGACGUUUACAGUCACCAACAAGUUCAUCAUCAUCAACUUCCUCUUUGUCACCAUCGAAUCCAUUAGAUUUAUCUUGUAAAACACCGAAAACUCUCAUUCGAAUACUUAAUUCGCAAUCAACGAAUAAUCAACUACUAUCACCAACAACUGUAUUACAAAAAUUUGAAUGUGAAUUUUGUACAAUAAGAUUUAGUUCAUUAAAAAAUCUUCGUGCACACCAAGAAAAUUAUUGUGCUGAAUUAAAAAAAGCUAUGGCAUCAUCUGAUUCAACUUCAAAUUUAUUUCCAACUGAACAAUCAUCAAACCAACGUAAUUUAUCAUCAACAAUGACAAGUUUCACAUGUUUAAAUUGUUCAAAAAUAUUUCUAAAUGCUCUAGAAUUAUCUUCUCACGAAUGUUUAAAACGUAUCGAUGAACCAAUGCCGAAAAUGAAAGAGAAUGAAGAAACGAUUACUAAUUAUCAACGUUUAUCGCCGUUUAUAUGUCGUUUAUGUCGUUAUCGUGGUAAUACAAUUCGUGGUAUGAGAAUGCAUUUUAAAUAUCAUUUGGCUAAUGGUCAACAAUGUUCAGAUGAUGAUAUUCUAACUUAUGGUAGUAGUAAUAGUGGUAACCAUCAACAAAAUUCGAAUUUUAUUCGAGAAACAACAAAAUUAAGAACUACUGAUUUACUUAGGUGUUUAAUAUGUUCAGCAAUGUUUGAAACAGAUGAAAUAUUAAUGAUACAUUUAAAAACUCACAUGAAUGAAAUUGAAAUGGAGUGUAUGGAAUGUUUAUCACGUUUUUCAUCAAGAUGGAAUUUACUUAGACAUAUGAGAAUACAACAUACAAAUAUAAAAUCAGGGUCACAUGAAAACGGUACGGAUGAUGAUGAUUCAAAUGACUCCUAUUUGUCGAUUGAUGUGGGAAUGCAAAUCGAUGACAAUAAUAACGAAUUCAAUAAUAUGGAACAACAAAUAUCGAGUACAACCGAGCAUUUCAAUGAUCUACAUCAAUCUUCGAUACGCGGAGAGUAUGUCGUUCAAAAGUCUACAUUAAAGUCACCUCAAUUAAACAAGAAAACUGAUGAUGUUAAACAAAAGUCUACGCUAAUAUCUUCAAUUGAAACAUCCAAAAAUAUAUCUGAUUCCAAUUUAUUAUCAAAUACUAAUAGUGUCCGAAGUAUUGUUUCCGAAUCGUCUAAACCGAUAUUUGAAUCUGUUUUAAUAAAAAAAAUGAAACAUGAAUCCAUUGAUCCAACUUAUCAUCAUUCACGAAAAUAUGCUUGUCAAUAUUGUAAUAUCGAAUUUUCUGAUCAUGAAACAUUGAAAAGACAUCAAUCAGAUUAUUGUCUAGCACGACGAAACUCUUCAAAAACUGAACAAUCCAAGAAAUUAACACAUAAUGAACAUAUAUUAACAAAACGACCAGUACCUCUACCACCAAGGGAACAAAACAUAAUGAAACAUACGCCAUCGUCUACCAUUUCACAAAAUAUAUCAUCAAAAAUGGAUAAUUCGAAUACGUUUUGUAAGAUCUGUAAUAUUCCGUUUCGUUUAAAAACUUCGUACGAGGCACAUAAAAUGUAUUACUGUAAAGGAAAUAUGACACCAUCGACAAAAUUGCAAUUAGCUACAAGUCACAAUUAA
Molecule: messenger RNA, 3105 nt
Organism: Didymodactylos carnosus
Lineage: Eukaryota; Metazoa; Rotifera; Eurotatoria; Philodinida; Philodinidae
Source: the annotation of a GenBank genome assembly